This is a messenger RNA of Physella acuta, 1333 nucleotides long. RefSeq lists its product as uncharacterized. The record is from RefSeq and is a predicted model, not a curated record. Lineage: Eukaryota; Metazoa; Mollusca; Gastropoda; Physidae.
UCGCCAUCUUACAUUAGGAGAAGAAAAAAAGAAAUAAAUAGCCGCGCCACCUGCCAGUUUUAGCGUCGGUAUCUCGCAGCAAGGAUACGCCAAAUAUUUUUUCUUUCGUUUAAAUUUUUGUAACGACAGAGAAACGUGCCACCAACAUGAUGUUGUCGCUAUUGGUGCUGACGUUGUCGAUGUCUGUUGCUGUGUUUGCUGAACAAAUUCCCUGCAACAGUGGGAGAACUUCCUGCGAGGGCAGCGAGAGUUUGAGCAUCAUCAACAACAACCACCUGUGCUGCGACUACGGCUUCAACAUGCAGCUGAAGAGUGAGACGAUCAACGGCACCGUCACACCUGUCUGCGUCUGCAACAGACAUUUCUAUGCAACCGACUGCAUAGAAGGUCAGCUGCAGUGCCAGGACGCGACGAGCCUGACCUCCAACGGGCUGACCGUCAAGUGCUGCAAGAACGGGGCCAGCAUGAACAGCGUCAGCAGUUCCGUCAUCAACGGCGUCAGCGCCGACUACUGCAAGUGCAUCCGGUACGCCGGCGGCAACAACUUCGUCAACGACCUGAUCAACGACCCGAUUAGGAAAACUAUCGGAGAUCAGCUGAAAGGUUUACAAGACCUAGGCUCUCUGUAUAGAACUCCAGGUGGCAUUGGUCAGUUGACAGGAAAUGUUCUGGAAAAUAUUGGCCGUGGACUUCAAGAGAGUUUUUCAAACUUCGGAGAUGCAGCAGUGCAACAGCCUGGCUCACAGACAACAGGAUCCUACCCUGUAGGCCAGCCACCCAUCAACAGCAACAACCCCCCUACAGGUCGUCCAUUCAGGUUUCCCAUGAUGAAUCUUCAGCAGAGACUUUUCCAGCUUCUGCCACCUAGAAGACAGCCUGGGAGAAAUGGCGGAAGGAAUUUUCUAGAUCGGGUCAGCCAAAGCCCCGCCAUUAUGCAGAUGGUUGAUCCAAGAUGGUGGUUUAACCGGGACUGGCGAGGCAUGUUUGGGCCACGCCCCACGGGGGCACCAGUCAGUGGGCCAGCCACCACCACACCCACCGCCGUUUUCUAAAACAUUCAUCACCUGUGCACUGUAAAGCUGUUUUAAGAAAUCAUGUCCAUCAUUAUAACUAAUCUGCAUUGUUCUUUCAUUGAUGGUCUCAUUGAGUUCAGAUAGUUUAGAAAUUUUAACAGCAUAAAAAAUUAGUGGAUAUUCUGGCUUUUAUUUACUAUGUGGUAGUUGAAUAACAUCAUACAUACGUUGUUUUUUUUUGUUAUGGGUACUAUAACAUUAUUGAAAAGUACCUAUUCUAAUUACUGUUCAUCUGAAAUUAAAGUUUUUGUCUCUUCCAA